Molecule: messenger RNA, 5944 nt
Organism: Gadus macrocephalus (Pacific cod)
Lineage: Eukaryota; Metazoa; Chordata; Actinopteri; Gadiformes; Gadidae
Gene: vwa5b1
Product: von Willebrand factor A domain containing 5B1
Exons: 22
Coding region: 442-4347 (1301 amino acids)
Source: RefSeq, a predicted model, not a curated record
UGUAGCGCACUGGUUUCUCUCGCUCCCUCUCUUCCUCUCCCUCUCUCUCUCUCGCUACCUCUUUCUCUCUACCCUGUUCUUUCUCUCUCCGUCUCUCUGUCUCUCGACCAUCCACAGGGAGGUGGCUAAACCAUAGUUUCUACCAAACCACAUGUUGCUGCGCCGAUUAAGCUGCUGAAACCGUAGCUGCCUGGUCUCUUUUGUAUCCUAAUCUCCAAUUAAUGCCGGGGCCACUGCAUCAAUAGUUUCUGCCACCUGUGGCAGUCAUCCUAUUCCCUCUACGCCACAGGGGAAAGCAGCACUAAAUAUUAACAAAUCGGGAAGAGAAAGAAAGGCACUGGAAAACAAGUGAAAGGACGUUUAACAGAUAGAGAGGACUUCUGGAAGAUUAUAAACUACAACAACUUGGCGACCUACCCAGCUGAAAUUAAUGCAAGCACCAUGCCUGGACUCUUGAAUAAGGAGAAAUGGACCGCCCUGCCACUCAGUGUCUCGGACAUCACUUCCUGUGUCAGAGGUUACACCUUGGCGAUGACAGCCUCCAUGACCUAUGAAAAUAUUGAGGACCAUGCCAUUGAAGGCAUCUUUAUUUACCCGCUGGAAGAGAACUCCACAGUGGUGGGCUUCGAGGCUAUGAUAUCCAGCCAGAUCAUAACACUGCAGAUCAAAGACAAGGCCAAAAUCGAUGACUGUCAGCCAGAUGUUUCCAGUGCUACUGGAACACCCCAGAGUGGCAGCGGGCAUGUGGUGAUGGACGAGGACCUGGAGAGGACCGUGUUGGUGGUGAACCUGGGGGUGAUCCCUCCCAUGGAGACGGUCAGCAUCCUGGUCAGCACCUCCUCCGAGCUGUCCACCCUGGCCGACGGGGGCAUCCGGGUCUGCUCGCCCUCCGUCUGCACGCCCAAGGUGCAGAGGACGGUGAACGAGGAGCAGGGCCUGUCCCCGAACUUCACCAGAACGAGAGAGAGGAGUACCACGGGCCAUAAUGAACAGACUCCCAGCUCAACCCAGCCGGGCCUGGUCACGCUGCUCGAGGAGGAGUCCAUCAACUCCAUGGACUACCAGUUCAACUUCAACCUAGAGAUCCGUGCUCAAUACCUCCUGUCAGGAGUGGAGAGCCCCUCUCACGCCAUACGGGCUGACGCAGAUCCUCUGGCCCGCUCGGCCACCAGCGUGGUCAUCACCCUGGCUGACAAGUACACUUACGACUGUCCCGUUGAAAUCCUUAUCUACCCCAGCGAGCCCCACCUCCCUCACGUCCUCAUCGAGGACGGAGACAUGACCCAGGAGGAGUAUGACGAGCACCUGCAGGGCAGGAGCGACUUCAUUAAGGCCACCAAGAAGGACCCCAGCGACGAUAAGAAGGUAGAUGUCAUUCACAAGCGUCUUCACAAGGACAUACUCCACAACCCGGUGGUGAUGCUGAACUUUUGCCCCGAUCUCAAGCUACUCAGCUCAGACCUGAGGAAGGUGCAUGGAGAGUUCAUCUUCCUCAUCGACCGCAGUGGCAGCAUGAGUGGAAUAAGCAUCAAUCGUGUGAAGGACGCCAUGGUGGUGAUACUGAAGAGCCUCAUGCCCGGCUGCCUCUUCAACAUCCUGGGCUUCGGCUCCACGUUCAGAGCACUGUUCAGCACUAGUCAGAACUACCAGGAGGACACGCUGGCCCUGGCUUGUGAGUACAUCAAGAGGGUGAGGGCGGACAUGGGCGGGACCAACCUCCUGACCCCGCUCCACUGGGCCCUGAGGCAGCCCCUGCAGAGCGGCCACCCCCGACUGCUCUUCCUGCUGACCGACGGCGCGGUCAGCAACACAGGCAGGGUCAUCGAGCUGAUGCGCAGCCACGCGCGCUACGCCCGGUGUCAUACGUUUGGCAUCGGUCAGGGUGCGUGCAGAAGACUGCUUCAGGGACUGGCGACGGUCUCCAAAGGAACGGCCGAGUUCUUGGCAGAGGGGGAGUGCCUUCAGCCCAAGAUGAUCAAGUCCCUGAAGAGAACCAUGAUGUCCCCAGUGCUCAGCGACAUCGCCAUCGAGUGGCUUUUCCCUGAGACCAAGGAAGUGUUGCUUUCUCCCGUGGGCAGCUCCUUCCUGUUUCCUGGAGACCGGCUGAUUGGCUACAGCGUGGUCUGCGACACCACGCGCUUACAUCCCAACCCAAACUCAGACAAGAGGAGGCGCUACAGCAUGCUGCGCUCCAACGAGUCGGCCAGCUCCGUGUUCUUCCACUCCCAGGAAGAGGAGCCGUGGCGGUCCUCAGAGAGCGAGGCCCAGGGGGUCCAGACGGCCGAGGCGGCCUCCAGCUCUCCCUUCUCCCCCUCCCAGGACUCCAUGUCAGAGAGCAGCCCCGUGUCCACGCAGCAAGACACCACCGCGUCGAGGAGGCGCGCUUACAGCACCAACCAGAUUGUGGAUUUCAACCCAGCCAAGAAGGUGUACACACCCAGCGACCCCAGCUCCGUGGUGGGGAAGAACCCCCUGAGGAGAGCCAAAGCCCAGGAGCUGGUGGGCCAGACCAGCCCAGACUACGGCGCCCAGUGGAAAGACGACUACCAGUCCCAGCUGGAGAGCCUGUGCGCCACAGCCUCCAGAGUGCGCCCUGCCGGCGGCCCUAGGGCUCCCUCCCAGCAGGAGGCCGACGCAGACCCCCAGACCCAGACCCAUGCCCGUACCCUCCAGGCCCAGGAGGAGCCUCUGGCGGUGGGGAGCAGCGUGGCGGCCGGGCCCCCUGCGCCGGCAGCAGCAGGCCUGGCCAACCAGGGGACGGACGGCUCCAGGUCCUCCACGGAGAGCCCAUCUGUCGGCAGCCUCGGAGAUACAGACGCCUACGCGCACCAGCUGUGCGAGGUGGAGACCCCCCAGGACGGCCUCUGCCCCGGCCUGCCCGCCUGCGUCCCGCCGGAGAAGGGGGACUGCAAGGCGGUGGUAACGGGCCUGCUGUGCGGUCAGCCGGUGAGGUGGGAGGUGGUGUUCGACAUCAAGCCCUACCUGAACGGGCGCGAGCGCGAGGAGAAGGUCCACGAGGACCUGUGGAACGAGACCUUCCACCACCUGGCGGGGAGAUCCAUCCUGAGGAACUUUGAGCACAUGGCUGAGAAGAAAAGCGAGAUUGAGCACGGUUCAGGGAGACGCUACCAACUGUACGCCAUUCACACCAGCAAGGCCUGCAAUAUACUGAGCAAAUACACAGCGUUUGUCCCCGUGGAUCUGGACACUAAUGAGUAUUUGGAGACAUCCAUUGAGUAUAUAAACACUUGUGACGGAGCCAGCCCGGCCUCCCACUCCAGCUCGCGCAGACGGAAGAGAGGCUACUCAGUGGGGCUGGGCCGCUCCCAGUCAGGCUGCAUGUCGGAGGAGAAUGAUGAGGCGCUGCUGCCCAACAGUGAAGACGGAGCGUCUCCAUGCAGCACCCCUUCAUCGGCCGGGUGGGAGAGCUGCAGCUUCACAGAGACCUCCCAGAGGAGUCCCUCUGUGACCUCCGACCAAUCACAGAGGUCCGUCGAGAGCCUUUUUUCUGCCAGACUGACGCUCAGCAGGACCCGUCUCCUGACUCGGGCGGCCAGGGGCUUCAUGUGUCGCUCAAACAGCAAGAUGGGUGACUCAGCCGGGGAGAGCGACAACAAGAACAAAGACUACAUUCCUGUGGUGUCGUUGCAGAUGGCGUGCGGGGCGUUCCCCCUGGACGGCGCCCUCUGCGACGCCAUCAGCGUGCCCAUGGACAAGCUCAAGUGGACCUCCCCGUUCUCCAGCCACCGGGCGAGCCUGGGUCCCCACCUCUCUCACUCGGCCCCCCGGCACAUCCCCAAGAGUGCGGGAGGCGACGGAGGCGGCUGCAGCGCCGGGGGCGCCCUUCAACGCCCGCACCACCUCCACCAGCACCAGCAGCAGCAGCUACAGACCGCCGCGCUGUGGCCCAGCAGCGGCGGCCCCCGCACGGAGGCCGCGCCCUCCUCCCUGGGAGGCGGCCUGUCCUCAGGCUCCUCCCCCGAGCCAGCCCUCGCCUCGCCGUCGCAGACGGACAGCGGGCGCGGCUCGGAGACGGAGAGCCAGGAGGCGGUGGCGGAGGCGGUGGCGGAGGCGGCGUUGCCCCUCCAGCGGCUCCAGGAGGUGGAGAACAUGGUGUGGGCCACGGCGGUGGCGCUGGCCUGGCUGGAGCACAGCUCGGCCGGCUACUUCAUCGAGUGGGAGCUGGUGGCGGCCAAGGCCAGCAUGUGGCUGAGCGACCAGCGCAUCCCAGAGGGGCGGGACUUAGCCUCGGUCAAGGCCGCAGCCAAUCAACUCUUCAUCAUCCUCAGACACUGGGACGAGAACCUGCAGCUCAACAUGUUGUGUUACAACCCCAACAGUGUCUGAGACCGAGUAGACCGAUCUUAUGCUAAGUGUUGUGUCUGAGUGUUUUACAAGGCUCCCAUCUGGAGUCCAGGUGUGUCAUUGCAGUUGUGGGCGUUGUGCAAUGUGGUCUUCAUAUUUUUGUUGAACAUCCCAUGAGAAAGUAUCACUUUUUGUUUUCCCAGAUAUUAAGUAGCACCGUAUGCUAGAGAUUACCAAGGGGGUUUCACAUGCUGUAGCAAGAUCCUGGCUAGCGGGGGGGGGGGGGAUGGAACUGGAACUGUGCCGGAGAUCCCAGGAUUGUUAUUAGGGAGAAUAGCGAAGAUCAUGUAACACUCUAAACACCACUGACCAUAAAACAUUUGAGACGUAAGAUAAAUAAAUGUCUAGUUUUCAUCAUAUUGAUGUCCCGCACUGGAUAUUCUUAAACAAUUCCUGGAGAACAUUCAUUUAAACUUUUCUCAUCCAAAUAUUUUUGUAUGUGAUUAUUGUAAUCUUAUAUAUAUUGUAUUGUGACAAAUUGAUUGAUGCCAUUUGGAAAGUAUGUAAAAUUAACCUGCAAGCCAUGCUACUAGUGAAUAUUCUCACUAUUGUACAAUGUGUUGGCACCAGAAACAGUAAAAUAUGCAAUUGUCAGCAUGGCCUUCAUUACUAUGAGAUAUUAAUGCUUGACCUGCUUGCAUAGCAUUUUUAUUGUUUAUCGCCUAAUACUUUUUUUCUUAGGUUUGAGACUUCAAACACUAUACAAAUCAGAGCCGCUUUAAAAAACAUAUCCAAGACUGUUGAUAAUUAAAUAUUAAAUAGACUAAAUUGAAAUCAAUAAACCAAUAUGAAUCUUGUUUUCCCAAAGAUGAUGUGUGAAAAAACAAUGCACACUUGUCAUUAAAAGAGGAACUUAGUGUUUUGGUGUAGGUCUGAGGAGACCGUAAUUAUCAGAAUGAGCAAAGGCCUGACCGCCCCCAGUCACCCCCACACAUCAGCCACAAGUGCCUCAAACAGGUUCACUUUAAACGUUCCCAGAAGAUGUGCAAGCGACUGUUUAUGUUGAUAUGAAUCUACUCUAAAUUGUAAUGUAUAUUUGGUUUGAUAUAGAUAUAUUCCUUUUGCUCAUCUGCAAUGUCAUUUUGAUUGAUUCUGUAUUCUAUUCUGAUAUUUGUGUUGUUGUUUUUUCAGCUGAAGCUGUUUCGGUGUCGUUGAGUAGGCUAAUUUAGGUCCUUUCUGUCCGACCGUGUUGUUUUUGACUCAGGUUUAUUAUUUAUCCACUCAGGCGGAGGUUGCUUGCGUUCUGCAUGAGAAUAACUAACUGUUCAUGUACCGAUGUUGCCAAAUGUCAAGUGACUGAAAUGACUCGUCCUGCGCUGUGCUCUCCCAGAGGAGCGGUGGUCACACCGCAUUUCGUAGUGCUGAAAUGCGGUGAUACGUCCAGCUGUAAUUGUGAUGACUCGUACUUCUGACACGCCGUUGGGGCUCAGUUAACAGUGCAGAAUAUAUUUUGUUAGGUGGCUACGUGUGUCUUAAAAAAAAUGAAAAUAAGAUUGUUGAAUGUUUGAGACUCUUGGAAGCUGCCUUAACAAAAGGCCAAUGCUACUGCAGGUGCAUGAAAUAAAAUCUCUCGACACCA